Molecule: messenger RNA, 1368 nt
Organism: Scheffersomyces amazonensis
Lineage: Eukaryota; Fungi; Ascomycota; Pichiomycetes; Serinales; Debaryomycetaceae
Gene: IFE2
Product: Ife2p
Exons: 1
Coding region: 217-1362 (381 amino acids)
Biological process (GO): butanediol biosynthetic process
Cellular component (GO): cytoplasm
Molecular function (GO): (R,R)-butanediol dehydrogenase activity; zinc ion binding
Source: RefSeq, a predicted model, not a curated record
UAAAAAAGUCUUGAUAUUAUUAAAUUUGUAUGUAUAUAAAUAAAGUUAUUUUAGUCAUAUAUAUUUAGAUAUAUAUAUAUAGAUGAAUAUAAAGUUUAAUUUUUAAGUAUUGUCAAGUUGAUAUCAAUUCACUUUAAUAGAAUUAAUAAUUGCAUUUAAAAUCCUAAAAAAAAUUCAACUAGUAAAACUAGUAAAUCAUUUAGUAGAAACAUAAAGAUGAAGGCUAUUGUAUAUCAUGGAAAUAAAGAUGUCAGAUUUGAUUCUGAGUUCCCAGAACCAAAGAUUAUUCAUCCAACUCAAGUUAAAAUAAAAGUUGACUAUUGUGGGAUUUGUGGUAGUGAUCUUCAUGAAUAUAUUGAUGGACCAAUUUUCUUUAAAAAUGAAUAUAAUGCUAUAAGUCACAAUUACUAUCAACAAGUAAUGGGACAUGAAAUAAGUGGUGAAAUUGUUGAACUAGGUGCUGAAGCUGAUCCUCAAUUGAAAGUAGGUCAAAAGGUUGUUGUUGAAGCUACGGGUACUUGUGUAGAUAAAGCUAUGUUGGAGGAAAAGGAGUUAAGUCAAUGCGGAUCCUGUUCUCAAGGUUAUACGAAUGCUUGUGAUUUCAUUUCCUUUUAUGGAUUAGGAUUUGAUAAUGGUGGAUUCUCAGAAUAUAUGGUCAUUGGUGAUCAUCAUCUAAUUCCUUAUCCAGAAGAAUUACUUCCUCCAGAUAUUGCAGCAUUAACUGAACCAUUGGCUGUGGGAUGGCAUGGUGUUAGGACUUCUCCAAUUAAACCAGGAGAAUCGGCCCUUAUUCUUGGUGCUGGCCCAAUUGGUUUAUCUACGAUCUUUGCCUUAAAGGGAAAUAAUAUUGGUCUUAAAAAUAUUGUUAUUUGUGAGCCAGCUGCUGCCAGGAGAAAAUUGGCUGCAAGUUUUGGUGUAACUGUAUUUGAUCCAUCUCCUUUUAAUGAUGACGAAUCUAAAUUAACUCAAGAGUUACUUAGAUUAAGCUCAGAUGGUUGGGGAUUCCAUCAUAUUUAUGAUUGUUCAGGAAAUAAAGUCACAUUUGAUAUGUCAAUUUCUGCAUUGCGUACAGGUGGGACAGCAACUAAUUUAGCAAUCUGGCAUCAUAAACCUAUACCAUUUUAUCCAAUGGAUUUAACUCUUCAUGAAAAAUUCAUUACUGGAUCUAUGUGUUACACAAGACGUGAUUUCGAGCAAGUUAUACAGGCUUAUAAGGAUGGUCUCAUAAAUCCUGAAGAGGUGAAAACAUUAAUCACAGCAAAGAUUCCAAUUGAAUCUGGGUUUAAAGAUGGAUUUUUAGAACUUGUAAACCAUAAGGAUAAACAUAUUAAGAUUCUUGUUACUCCUCAUUUACAUUCGUAAAUGCUU